Amphibalanus amphitrite is the source of this 2177-nucleotide messenger RNA. RefSeq lists its product as uncharacterized. NCBI's taxonomy places the organism in Eukaryota, Metazoa, Arthropoda, Thecostraca, Balanomorpha, Balanidae. The coding region runs from base 857 to 1459 and encodes 200 amino acids. The record is from RefSeq and is a predicted model, not a curated record. The transcript is spliced from 4 exons.
GGCAUUAUACCAACUGUACCUACAUAAUUGAAAUCACCACUGAUGGGCGCACCUCUGUUUACCAGCUUAGUGAAUUAAUGCGUUCGCACGAUCCCAGCAAGGAACGUUUCUAUAAAGCGUUAAAAAUGUGUCUGAUUUGAUUCCAAUGCCGAAUCCAAUGUAACAUAUCACAGACCAGAAAAGUGCCUAGAAAAUAUCCAGAUAAAAUUGUUUUCGUUCGUAUCGCUCGCGAGGAGUAGUCACUACCAGCUAGCAAACUGCAGUCCAUUUGCGUUGCAGUCACCGCACGCUCGCUCGCAUGCUGUCCCGCAGAACUCGAAAGUAUUGCGGCACAGUCUACCAAUGCAGGGCACCACCCGUGCCUAGCGCUACACAAUGCGCAAUGUAUGCGUUAUGGAAAAAGGAACUGUCGCAUGCAGCCAAAUGGGUUUGAUGAUAUGCCUAGGUCACCGCCAUCCUACAAACGACGCCCACCAACCGGCGCAGCGGUCCCACCUAACGGCACCAGCCAAUGGCGUGCUGCUAGUUCAUCUCUGUCCCUCCCCUCGCCUGUCACCUAUCGUGUCCAUCUUCUCUCUUUCCGCGUCAGUCUCAUCUCCCCUCCCAUCUAGCCUCCAUCGAUUAGCAUUUGCUGUGUCUUUGUGAAUCAUUCCUAUCAAAGGGUUCGGACUAAAUUCAUUUUAAAAAAUCCCUUUCCCUGACCUCCCCCGUGCCCAUCUCAUCCUCCUUUCGGACCGCUCCUCCCCUCCCUAACCUCCCCUCUCUCUCCCAUCUAACCUCCCCUCCCUCCCCUCUCUCCCGGCAGAGGACGGCCGUGUGUCGGAGCGACGAGCGGCGCCGAUGACCUCCGUCGGAGAUGGUGUCCACCGGGCCCGUGUCGACGGCGUGCCCGUCGACCGCUGACACCGACACCAUCGAGCUGGUGGAAACUGUGCAGCUGGCCACCGGCACCGGGCUCAAGACGGCCCAGCCGGCUCACUGCCGGCCACUCUCCCGGGUGCUCCGGAUACGGGUAUUCCAGAUAUUCUGUGGAAUCGGCUGCAUGAUAAUGGCAGCAGUGGCCUUCAUCGAAGAAAAACGCUUCAACCUAGCCAUAGGGCUGGUGUCCGGCGCCUUGACCGUUUUCGCUGCAAGUGCUAGUAUACAAAAUAGUAGCUGCUUUGACACUGUGUGUAAUUCCUGGAACAUGAACUUCAAGCGAACUUCACGAUCUCAAAUCCCAAAUGUCUUCAGCAAAGCACACCGGCCGGCGCUGGGCGUGGCCAUCAGCUGGCUGGUGGCCGGCGUGGGCAACACGGCCCUGAUGGUGGUGACGGGACUGACUCUGCGCCGUGGCCACCUCAGUGACACGCUACUCAUACUGUGCGUCAUUGAGAUCGUGCUGGUGGCCGGUCUGUCGCUCAGUGCCGCGCUCGUCGUGUGGAUUGACUACCGCGUUCUGCGCGAACACGCCGUGUAGUGUUGGCGACGCGGCGGCGGCGGCGGCGGCGGCGGCGGCGCGGAUAUGACUCCAGUGAGGUGUUUCAUACUGUAUCACAUCGCGACGCUCAUGGUGGGAGUGUAAAGAAGAGCGGCCGGCGGGUGGGGGCUGAGCGCGCUCAGGAUUUGAGCCCCUCCGUCUGCAGUACGCGCUGCUUGCCCCGACCCGUCGGCCCAGGGACGUUCAUCGAGUCAUCUUCACCGCUGUGUGUGUGAGAGAAAAAGAGUGAGUGAGAGUGAGAUGGAGACAAAGAGUGAUAGUCUGGCUGAUUGUACAGCUCUCAGCGUGGUUGGUAGAGCUUAUUUUGCAACUGCUGUCGAGGCAAUCAAAAUGUAGUGUGGGUGCUUACUCUGUACCGCGCCCAGUGUUCCAUAAGCGGCUUUCCGUAUAAGCGGUGAUCGCCGGCCUUCCGGCGGCGGUAUUGUGGUUUAUAUUAAACAUUCUGGCAGCUGGUUUGCUAACUUGUCAUUAUUGCACUUCAGCAUUGUACUUGAGAAAAGUUAAGAGCUGCUUCGUAAACGUAAGAUUUAAUAAUAUUGUGCUUCUUUGUUGUCAAAGAGGAUAGAUGGCAGUGUUUUAACGUCAAGUUUGGACUGUUUGGGAGGAGAUGGAACAUUCAUUUCUAAUGUUUUAGUGAGAUGGUUUGUCAUCAUUUUCUUGCGUUAUGUUGUCGGUAAUAAAUUGUUUAACUUACUGA